Messenger RNA from Pseudozyma flocculosa PF-1, 579 nucleotides. RefSeq lists its product as uncharacterized. Gene Ontology annotation, cellular component: mitochondrion. The record is from RefSeq and is a predicted model, not a curated record. The coding region runs from base 1 to 579 and encodes 192 amino acids. The transcript has 3 exons. Lineage: Eukaryota; Fungi; Basidiomycota; Ustilaginomycetes; Ustilaginales; Ustilaginaceae.
AUGGCGCCCAUGGCAGCUGCUGCGCGGGCUCGCGCCGUCGCCGUCGUCUCGAGGUCCAACCUGGCCUCGUCCUCGUCCCUCCACGCCGUCCGAUCGAUCCACUCGACCCGCGCCGUCAAGGCUGCCGAGUCGUCGGCCUCGUCCUCGUCGGCCGAAGACGAGUACCCUCCCGAAGGCUUCACCUCUCCGAUCUGGGGCUACACGCUGCUGGCCGGACUGGCCGGAGCGGGCAUCUACCGCCUGUCUACGCUGCACGCCGACCCGCACCCGUCGCGGGCGUCGUCGUCGGGCCGCUCGGCGCCCGGCAACGAGUCGGACGACGAGCUGCCCAAGCCGUGGCUGACGCGCUACAUUGAGCACUGGACGACGCCCUCGUCGGUGUGGAAGGAGAGGAACCUCCGCCACCUCGAAAUGGCGCGGGAAAAGGCAGAGGAGCGGCUCCUCCUCCAGGACGCCGAGAGGCCCCCCGUCCACAGGCUCAGGUUCCCUCAGACGUUUGAGCAGGCCUCGCCGCACAACAUUGCCCCGGGCACGCAGGCGGACCUGUCGGGUCUCAAGAUCAAGCGCUCCUCGGAGUAG